This is a messenger RNA of Dicrocoelium dendriticum, 4339 nucleotides long. NCBI's taxonomy places the organism in Eukaryota, Metazoa, Platyhelminthes, Trematoda, Plagiorchiida, Dicrocoeliidae. The record is from the annotation of a GenBank genome assembly.
AUGUCCCGAACGGAUGUUUCUUCUCUUACUGGUUUUAAGCUCAAUAUAUUUUUCGUUGGAUGAGAAUUUUAUAUAGAAAGCAAAAUCACCCCAUCCGUAUUGUGCCUCAUGGUGUCCCUCUCAGUGAUGGCCGUGACUCUGAAUUCAUUUGCCAGACACCAGCCACCAAUUCAUUCACACAAAUGCCAUCGACUGUUGAUUACCCUGAAAUCGGCCCUCUUUCCCAGACACGAGAUAACGUUUCCGAAAGUGACGAAGAACCUGGAAAGAAAUACUUCCGACGGAUCAACUCGAGGAAUCGCAAGUCGCCAAAAGUGAACACAAAAUCAGAUGAGCAACCAAAGCUCAGCGCAUCAAACGGUACUAACAUAUCCAACGGUCAACUAUCACGAACUUCAUCAAGAAUUUAUUUUUACGAAAACACGUUGAAUUGUUUCGAAACUGACGAGAAUUCUGAAGUUAUCCAAGACGACAGAGCAGACCAACUCGAAUUGACUCGGGGACAAGUGCACAUGCAUCAAAACUCACCAUCCAGCUGUGUUAUGACCGAACAGUGCACUUCGAGGCUCUCAUCCCCCGAGUCUGCAAACGUUAGUUCACUGUCUACUUCAAGGGCGUACCAAACCGCUGCCCCUCAGUGCAAAGUGGUCCACUCAAACCUGACGCCUGGUAAUAUGAAAGAGGCAAAAAGAGUGGCUGAAGAAGCAGCGCAUAAUCAAAAAGUAUUCAUGGUCCUUGGACCGUAUCAUCGAAUUCGACUGGCCUUGCGAACUCGUGGAUGGGUUGAGAAGUUUGAUCGAGGAACCACUAUGCCUUCGCUACACCGCCAGGUUUCGUAUGACCCCUCACCAAAUAGGCGCACACGGCUGGCCGAAUCACACUCUCUACAACCAGUGGAACCAACAGGGGAUUACGUUGUCGCAACUCAGCGCAACACUGAGUUGGAGUUAUCUCAGAGGAAAGAGAAGAGAGACAAAGCUGAAUCGGAAAAUUAUGCGGAGGACUACUACUGGAUUAUGUCCAGAAUGCUACGCUCAUUUCUACCGAACUUCAUUUGGUCCCUGAAAAGAAGUCAAAUUGACUUCCGUUAUUUACGAAAAAAUCAAAUGGUCAAUCAUCACCUACGAGCUCCUUUUACUACAAAGAUUGGUUUGUGUCUUUGCCUUCGUCAACUUCAUUGGAUCGAUGAACUGAAAUCUGAGGAUUUCUUUCCUAGAUGCUACGUCAUCAGCGACCCUGAGGACAGACAGGCCUUCCUAGAUGAGUUUCGACUAACGGCGUGCACAUCCCUACUGAAGCUGCUGUGUUUGCCCGGCGACCAGGAGUCCCGAUCGGAUGCUACCGACCAGGUGACACCUAACACUGCGUACACUGAGGGCUCGGUUAAAUCGCCAUCGUUCGAUGGUUGCCAUACAACUCACCACAAUGAAGUUCCCUGUUCGAGCGAUAGACACAAUAUCCGCAAUGCAUUGGCACAUAAAGACUGGAAUGGACGGACUGCGCCCACUACAUUUAUUCUCCCGCCGUGUCCGGCAGAUGAUCCAGACGAAGAUCUGCCAAGUGUUGUGCUGGAAAUGGCCAUCGUUCGUUGUCUUGACUUCAUCCACUGGAGAAGGCAUCAGGAUAUUGAUCACUCCCCUGCGGACUACUCGGAAGAAUCUUGGCCAUGGGAAUGUUUUUUUGCUUGGUACCAGAAAGCACUCAGAAAUCCGCACAUACUAAAAGGUCUUAGAAACUACCGAAACUUGUGCCACAAAAUCUGCAUGGAACUUCGCAGAUAUCGUCCGCAGCUCGAUUUGGACGGAGUCAACAACGUGUGGAUAGUGAAACCCGCGGCCAAAUCAAGAGGGAGAGGUGUCGUAUGCUACAAUCAAAUCGGUGACUUCUUGCACCUAAUGCGAGAUUCUGUGCACAAUGCAGCCUGCCGAUUUGUUGCUCAAAAGUAUGUGGAGAAACCGCUGCUGAUUUGCAAAACAAAAUUCGAUAUUCGCCAAUGGUUUCUAGUUACGGAUUGGUCGCCCUUGACUGUUUGGUGGUACCGGACUUGCUAUCUUCGGUUUUGCUCGCGAGAAUUCACUUUGGACGACUUCAGUGAAGCAAUACAUUUAUGCAACAAUUCCAUUCAGGGGAAGUACAUGGGCAGAUUUGGCAAGAGAGAACUACCUAGUGAGUUCAUGUGGACUCUGGAGCAAUUCCGGACAUGGUUGACGAAGGAAGGUCACGGCGAACUAUGGCAGCAACAGAUCGAGCCCUCAAUGAAGCGAGCGAUAAUCGACUCUCUGCUCUGUGCGCAGGAAGAAAUUGAGGCGCGAAAGAACUCUUUCGCAUUGUAUGGGGCAGACUUCAUGCUGACAGAAGACUUCAGGCUGUGGCUCAUUGAAAUCAACUCCAGUCCGUGUAUGUCUCCAAGCACGGCAGUUACUGCCAAACUCACUUCCAGUGUGCUAGAAGAUACACUGAAAGUUGUUAUUGACAGAAGAUCAGGAAGGAAUUGUGACACUGGCCAGUUUGAGCUCAUUUAUCGUCAGGAUUUACCGGUUCCACAGGUUUACACGGGACUAGAUUUGCGUAUAGAAGGAACUGCUAUUCAUCGUCCGCAACUGGAAGUGACUGGCUGUCCCAAAAGUCCCCAGAAUGCUGCACAGUCUGCUGAUAAAUCCGUCUGUGUAUCGUUGGCGCAAAUCAUUCCAUCCUCAGAACCAUCGCGAAUGACGAUGCAGUCGAGACCAAAUCGAGUAAUGUCGGCCGAAAAUUACUGUUCCAGUUAUUGUUCGCUACCAAACAUUGUAUCUCAAUCAGCCCGUGAGGAUAAGGUGCCGGCUAUGGGCUCUGUACCCAGUGAACCAGACUUCACAUCUGAUUCAAAUUUCUACCAACCUUCACCUCAGCCGCAGCAGUGUUUUAGUUUGAGGGGUGGUGAAAUACAAAUAUCAGAACAUAAAGAGCCAAGUGGUGUAUGUUCAACGCAUCAUGGGAUUUCCACUAGUCAGUCGACGCACCUAUCCCUAAAGGAAGUGAAACCCACUGAAGCACCAAAACGUGCAGCUACGAGAUUAAUGGCCAGUCACAUAAUUAAAAAAUUAAAGUUACCAGAAACGCAUGCCCGAGGCGAGUUCCCUAUGUCAGCAAAUGAACUUCAAACUGAGGGGCUGUUACCUCCAUCUGACAGACUUGCUGUUCACAACCGAUCCCCGCACUUCAUGUAUUAUGUCAACGCCACAACAUGCAAGCCCGCCACUGCCCCCAUUGUUGAUGCUUCGCAGGAACGGCGAAACUCGACACUUCCCAAGUAUCAUGUGGCUGCCAAUGCGCCUCUGUCGUUCAGCGUUCACCAAGGUACUAAGGGUGCUACUGAAUUGAAAAGCACUGCAGCUGCUACGUGUUCCUCGUUUAGACCCACACAUGAGUAUGACUCCCCUGACAAGUCUGGGGGUAGUGGAAACGUUCAGGAUGUAUCUUUGUGUUUCACCGCUUCGACUCGUCAGGUGUACGGUGACAAAUGCUCAAAUGACAAGGCCACACGUAUUAACUCGGAUUCGAACCGGAGAAUGUGGUGGACCGAAAAUAGAGAGAAUCCAAAAGCGCACCAGAUAUUCUCACCUUCACGAGCUCCUGGUGAUCAAUCAGUUAGAAACGGAACAAAUAACUCAGUCGAGAUAAGGGGCCCACCGAAUUUAUCAACCUCCGCCUCAGAAUACUGCCUACCGAAACGUACUACCAAAUGGAACCCCAGUACAUGUUUAUCAAGAAAACUGGGGGAAAAAGCUAUGCUAAUAAAAAUGGGAACGAAUAGAAAGCCGAGAAGAAAGUCUAUCAACAAAGAUAUCGGUACAGCUGUUGCCAAAUGCGCAGGUGCCGUCAAAUCGGACAACUUCAAAGUGUCACCGAAUAAAAUGGACAACGAUGAUGAUGACUCGCUUUGGGAAAUGGCAAAGCGCGUGCUAGUGAAAGCUUACCGGUUGACUGCCGUCGAUGAGAUACACGGGAGUCCCAAGUCGUCAAAAAAGCAGCGUUCGAUUAACAAGCCAACUGCGGUUGCUCAACAACAGAUUUCACAACGAUGCAUAGUGAGCUCAGGAACAACAGGUGACAGCAACUUUUCUCCAAGCACCAGAUGUAGGCGAACGUCAUCUGUCACUCUCGGAAUAUGACAGAACAUGAGUGAGCUAUCCAUGUUAGCAUAACACUCUUGUGACCUAUGAAUUACCAGACCCUGAUACAAAAUGCUCUAACGCUGCGACUUGGCCAAACACUAUGUGUGUGUUCGGAAUAACUAAGUUAUUCACCCCAUGUCAAACAUCUUUAGAGCGCAGAUAAAUGAUGUAUACAAAUUAAAAAC